AGUUUGGAACUCCCACUGAGUAGAAGUAUUGAAGCGUUUGCGUUGAAAUUUAAAGAAAAAUUAAAGAAACAAAAAAACUCGUAUUAAUUAAAAAUUAAAUUAUAAAAAAUUUUAUUUGAAAUUUUUUAGAAAAAUGUCUGUGAUUUUAGUAUUCUGUUUGGUGUUUGCUUCGGUGUAUUUUUUCUUAAAAUGGUAUAAAGUAUUUUUAACCGGCAUACAAAUGCCUGGACCCUGGGCAAUACCUUUCAUGGGCAAUGUGCAAAUGAUAACAAAAUUAACACCAGAAAAACUUCUUUUUCACAUACAAAACUUUCGCGAAACUUGUGGAGAAUCUUUUCGCCUCUGGCUGGGACCCAAACUUUGGGUAUUUUUACAUACCCCUGAAGAAAAUCGUGAUGCUUUACAGGAUUCUUCUUUAAGAAAAGCAGAUACUUUUUUGUUGUUGGACAAACUUAUCGGCAAUGGUUUACUAAUAAGUCAUGGCCAAUUUUGGGAGUCUCAUCGUAAGGCCUUGGGGCCCGCCUUUCAUCCUAACAUUCUAAAUGGUUUCACCGAAACCAUUUGCCAACAUGCUGACAUUUUGGUGGAAAUUUUAAGAAAUUUACAAACGAAACCGGUGGAAAUAACGGAUUAUUUAUUUCCCUGCAUAAUGGACUCUAUAAUAGAGACCUCUAUGGGUAAAAAUUUACAAUCACAAAAGGAUGAAAAUCAUUUUUAUACUCAUGCUUUUCAUAGAACUAGUGAAUUACUUUUCGCCAGAAUGACUAAUCUGUUAUUCUCCGAUUUCAUUUACAAUAAAACUUCCGCUUGCCAGGAAUUGGAUAAAAAUCUUAAUAUUAUACACACCUUAAUGGAAUCGGUUAUAAAGGAAAGACAAGAAUAUUUCAGAGAAUUAAAAGAAUCAGGAGAUUUGAUUGAUAUCGGUGGAAGUGGUAAACGUAAAAGACCUCAAUGUCUUUUAGAUACUUUACUAACAGUGGAAAUAGAUCAGCAACCUUUGACCUUGAAGGAAAUCCGAGAUGAAGUUAAUACUUUUGUGUUUGCGGGAGUUGACACCACUACUGCUACCAUGUCCUUUGUGCUAUACGCUUUAGGCAAAUAUCCCGAGGAGCAAAAACGUCUAUUACAGGAGUUACAGCAUCAUAAUUUGGAUUAUAGUGAAUCCUUAACACCCAGCGAUCUUAAUAAAUUAGAAUAUUUGGAUAUGUUUAUUAAAGAAUGCCUAAGGUUCUAUACCAUAGUACCUUUAACCGGAAGACAAACUACCCAGCCCACUAAAAUCGGUCAACGUACUUAUGCUGCUGGCAUUACUUUAUGGAUUAAUAUGUACGGUUUGGCUCAUGAUGAAAGCCUUUUCGAGGACCCUUGGUCCUUUAAACCCUCACGUUUUACUAAGAAAUCCUAUGAAAAAGUUCCCAAAUUUAGUUAUAUUCCUUUUUCAGCGGGCCCCCAUAUAUGCAUUGGACGCAAAUACGCCUUUUUGAUAAUGAAAAUUUUGACCGUAAAAAUUUUACAGAAGUUACAAGUUUCUCUCAGAGAUCCUGACGAGGAAUUGGUGUUAAUGGCACAAAUGGUUUUAAAGGCCAAAAAUGGCAUAAAUUUGGUUUUUAAUGAAAGAUUGUGAGACAGAUUUUUAAGAAAAUAAAGAAAAAUUUUGAAAAC
This is a messenger RNA of Lucilia sericata (common green bottle fly), 1662 nucleotides long. Its product is annotated as probable cytochrome P450 311a1. Gene Ontology annotation, molecular function: monooxygenase activity; heme binding; oxidoreductase activity, acting on paired donors, with incorporation or reduction of molecular oxygen. The record is from RefSeq and is a predicted model, not a curated record. NCBI's taxonomy places the organism in Eukaryota, Metazoa, Arthropoda, Insecta, Diptera, Calliphoridae.